This is a messenger RNA of Ciona intestinalis (vase tunicate), 1764 nucleotides long. The record is from RefSeq and is a predicted model, not a curated record. NCBI's taxonomy places the organism in Eukaryota, Metazoa, Chordata, Ascidiacea, Phlebobranchia, Cionidae.
AUGCUAUAAACGAUGUUUAGAUGUAUAUAUAAACAUUUACACGAAAAUUGAAACAUGACUGGUAACACUAGAAGCGUGCAGUAGGAGAAAAGCACCUUGGGGAAAGUUCUGCAUCAAGAUACAGCUAUAUUGAAACGAUGGCAACAGACUCCGCUAAACAAGAUGAAAAACCUGCGAUAUUUGAACCGAUUUCAGGAGAAAAUGAAGACACGGGAUUGACUGAAAUUCAAAGCUUAUGUGUGAAUUGUGAAGAAGAGGGAACCACCAAAUUUCUGUUCAUCAAGAUCCCAUUUUACAAGGAAAUAAUAAUCAGUUCAUUUUAUUGCCCACAUUGUUCAGCAAGCAACAAUGAAAUCCAGUCAGCCGGAACUAUUCAAGAGAAAGGCGUCAUCAUAACAUGCAAAGUGCAAAACAAAUCGGAUUUAAAUCGACAAGUUGUGCGUGCUGAUAUUGCAUCAGUGAGCAUACCAGAGCUUGGUUUUGAGAUUCCUCCAGCUUCACAAAAAGGAACCCUUUCCACAAUUGAAGGAAUCAUUCAGCGCUCUGUAGACGGACUACAACAAGAACAGCCAAUUCGCAAAAGCCUGCACCCAGAUGUAUUUGAGAAAAUUGAGGCUUUUAUUGGCAAGCUUAAAACCAUCAGAACUGGAGAAACGCCUUUUACACUGGUUGUGAAUGAUCCAUCAGGAAACAGCUUUGUUGAAAAUCCUCACGCACCAAACCAUGACCCUGCACUAACCUUCACACAUUAUAAAAGAAACUUAGAACAAAACAAAGCUCUGGGAUUAUCUGCUGAUGACGCAAUACAGGAGAAAAAUAAAAGCGAAGAGAUUGAAUUACCAGAACCUGGGCAAGGGUUGGAUUUAAAGAAUGAAGUUAUUACUUUUUCAACUGAGUGUCCAAGCUGUGGGGUAACAAAUGAAACAAAUAUGAAGGUGGUUAAAAUACCUCACUUUAAAGAAGUGAUAAUAAUGGCAACGAACUGUGACACUUGUGGUAAAAGAACAAAUGAAGUGAAAUCUGGAACUGGGUUCGAACCGAAAGGAAAAAUAAUAACAUUAAAAGUUAAAAGUACAGAAGAUAUGUCAAGAGAUGUGUUAAAAUCAGAGACAUGUACAAUUAAAAUCCCAGAGCUGGACUUUAUUACAGGAGGAAAUGCAAUAAGUGGAAAAUUUACCACUGUUGAAGGAUUACUGGUGGAUCUCAAAGCAAUGAUGCUUGAAACAAAUCCAUUCGUUGGAGGUGACAGUGCAACUAAUGACAAACUGAGGAAAUUUGUUGAAAAACUUGAUUCUCUUUUAAAGGGAGCAACACCAUUUACAUUAAUCUUGGAUGAUAUGAACAGUAACAGCUUUAUACAGAACAUCUAUGCACCAGAACCAGAUCCAUGUUUGUCAGAAGUAGAAUAUGAGAGAACAUAUGAACAGAAUGAAGAGCUUGGUUUAAAUGAUAUGAACACUGAAAACUAUACUUCGUAGCUAAAUUUUAUCUUAACUGCUGGGUAAUUAGAAAAUCAAUUAUAUUUUAUAUUCAGCUUAAAAUUGCUUUCAAACCAACAGUUUCUGUUUAUCUAUUAAGUUUUAUUUGUAAUAAAUUCUGCAGGAAUUUUGGAACACAGUAUUUUGCUGUUGGGGCUAAAUUAGAAAAUGUAUCCAGCUUUUCAGCUUUCAAUGUAAAAAAUCCUUUGUUUGCCCCCAUACCCUUUAAGUUCUAAGUUGUGCUUGUUUAUAUAUUGAUAUGUAAUAAAAACUUCACAAGUUGUAA